CCUUUCUUUUUCCCAAAACUGAUUUUUUUUUUCGCAUUCAUUACGAUUUAUAAUUUUAAAAAAUUAACAUAAAAAGCAAAGAAAAUCACAACCUUUGAAUGAUGCUGUGUAGCAUUCAUCAUCACCGUCAAACCCAAUGCCAGCAGCAAUGGAUGAACCAUAAUCCGGUACAAGCCUGAACAUUUUUUUUGUAAACCCCACAAAAAAGGAGGAAAAAAAAAUACCAAACAUGAACGCCUUUGUUGGAAUUAAAGGAACUUGAUUUUUGAAAAAGAAGAAAAAGAGAGAAAGAAACUGAGUUUUUUGUUCAUAUUAUUAUGUCGGAUUUGGUGGCCCGUACAGGUCGGCUUCAGCAAAGGUACGAGGCUGGUUUUCGCCUUGUCGCUGGAUGUAUUCCAUUUAGGUAUAGAAGUUCAAAUGAGGCAGAUGAAGUAAACUAUGGAGAGGUGGUUGAGGUACUGAUGAUUAACUCAACUAGUGGACCAGGUCUUUUGUUUCCAAAGGGAGGUUGGGAGAAUGAUGAAACGGUUGAGGAGGCUGCAGUGAGGGAAGCUACUGAAGAAGCUGGAGUCCGGGGGGAUUUAAUGGAUUUCAUAGGAUUUUAUCAUUUCAAGAGCAAAACUCAUCAAGAUGAAUUCAGUCCAGAAGGCUUAUGUAAGGCCGCAAUGUUCGCGUUGUUGGUGAUGGAGGAACUGAGUUCGUGGCCAGAGCAGAGCACUCGAACGAGGAGUUGGCUUACGAUUCCGAAAGCGCUGCAAAGUUGCAGGCAUGAAUGGAUGAAAGAUGCUUUAGAGAAUGGGUUUUGUAAGUGGCUUGCACAAAAGAAGUGAAAGUCGUCAGAAUUUGUUAACUUAUAUGAAGCUUUUUUGCAUAACACAAAAGAUUAGAGAUGUACACUCACUAAUGAUACUUUGUGUCACUCUCUUUUA
This is a messenger RNA of Hibiscus syriacus, 929 nucleotides long. Its product is annotated as nudix hydrolase 16, mitochondrial-like. Lineage: Eukaryota; Viridiplantae; Streptophyta; Magnoliopsida; Malvales; Malvaceae. The record is from RefSeq and is a predicted model, not a curated record. Gene Ontology annotation, cellular component: nucleus; cytoplasm. The transcript has 4 exons. Gene Ontology annotation, molecular function: pyrophosphatase activity. Bases 318 to 830 code for a protein of 170 amino acids.